Lactuca saligna is the source of this 1081-nucleotide messenger RNA. The record is from the annotation of a GenBank genome assembly. NCBI's taxonomy places the organism in Eukaryota, Viridiplantae, Streptophyta, Magnoliopsida, Asterales, Asteraceae.
AUGCGAAGUGCAAGCUCUAAUUUCAUCCAUGAACUACUAAAAUAUGAGAUCCCAUACACUGCGAUGAUACUGAACAUGCCGAAAUACGACAACACUUCUAACCCAGAUGACCACGUCGAUAACUAUGGAUGGACGAUGACAUCUCUUAAGAUGGAUCGUCGCUUCACCUACACCUAUUUUCGCUGCACCCUAACGGGAAAUGCGGGAAAAUGGUUCAAGUGUCAUUUUAUUACAACUUCAGGUUCUAAUUGUGCUAGUGAACAAAAGCUCAAAAGAAGCAUUUUGAUUCUUAAACCACUUUUAUCCCAUUAUAGAAGAUAUUGGUCGGCAGCUCCAAGGAGAUCCUGGGCUAUUCUCAAAUCCACCUCCACUGAUCCAUUCUCAAAAGUAGCAAUAAUGGGCCCCACUCGUGCUCUCCUGGCUGAUUUAGCAGGGUGGAUACGAAGUUUUGUAGCAGAUUACUGGAUAUUCAUAUCAUCGUUAGUAGAUUACACACUACUUAUUAAAGAGGUAUAUUUGGGUGAGCAGUAUGUGAACAACCCUACACUUUCUGAUGUAACUUUAAUGAUUGAGGGCAAAAGGUUUUAUGCUCAUAGAAUCUGCCUGCUUGCUUCUUCUGAUGCGUUUCGGGCAAUGUUUGAUGGUGGUUAUAGGCUUGCUUCAAGUGUUACAGAAGAGGAAACAAACACCGAUAAGAACAUGUCAACCAUGUUUGAUGUGUUGAGAAGGAACAGAACUGAAUCAACAAUCACUGUGAAACUUCUAGUGUUUAGAUUUCUUACUGGUUGUGAACAUUUGUUUCUUCCCUUUCUACCCUUCACUUGCAGGUUGAUGAUUUUUCAAGAAUGUUCAGACUAUUUUCCAAAAAUACCCCAUGGAUUGGAUUCUGUCUCUAGUAUGUUUAAACAGCAUGUUGCUGCUGAAGGAACAACCUUGGUCAAACAGGCAAAAGAUGUUGCAAGUAAUAAGAAGGCAGAAAAGAGAUUGCAGGUUGAUCCUGCUACAUAGCCAAUAAUGAUCUUUAAGGUCUGCUAGAAGGAUUGGAGAUUGCAGUUAAGCUACUAUCUAAGACUUCACGCCA